This is a messenger RNA of Laccaria bicolor S238N-H82, 2100 nucleotides long. RefSeq lists its product as uncharacterized. Bases 1 to 2100 code for a protein of 699 amino acids. The transcript has 7 exons. Lineage: Eukaryota; Fungi; Basidiomycota; Agaricomycetes; Agaricales; Hydnangiaceae. The record is from RefSeq and is a predicted model, not a curated record.
AUGUCCCGAAAUGUAACACCAUUCAUACCGCCACUCCCAAGCCCACACAACUCGCCACUACCCUCAGCCCCCGUAAUACCCCAACAAAACCCAAACGAACCCGUCAGUCCGACCUGGUACCAAUACUCCAACCCGGGCGCGUACCCCGUCUACCCAACCAGCCCCGCCGUUAACAUGAAUGGUGGCUACAUCCCGCCCUACAUGAGCCCCAUCGGUCAAGCACCCGGCUUCAUCCCACCUACGCCGCUCCCGCCUAGCGCUUCUGCUUUCCCUGCGGGCGUCUCGCAGGACUAUACAGGCUACCCACCAACCUACCCGUUCGCACAACCGCAACAGCAACAGCGUCAACCACAGUGGGCCGUACCACCCGUUGCCGCUCCUCCCUUUGGAUCCUAUUCCCAGCCCAUGUAUUCUGCCCCUCUUCCACAACAAGCUGCACCGCAAUUUGGUACGCCCUGGACGGCGGGGGGAGGUCGGCCGUUGUAUCCAGCAUUUGGUGGGCAACCAAUGCAGCAACCGCAACAACAGCCCAUGAGUGCACCUGGGUACGGGCUGGGAUUUGGUAUGCCGCCUGCAUGGGCUGCUCAGCACUUUACCCCUGGGCCUGCAAUGCAGCCUGAUUUAUGGGGGAUACAACAAGCUUUGGGUGGACAACCACCACCAGCAGGAGGCGCGCAACCCCCGCCUAUGCAUGGUCCCCUCCACCGUGCAGAAACACACGUCGGUGAUCGUAUGGACCCAUUCAUGACUGGUGAUCACUACGGACCCGUCCUCGAACCCUUCCUCAUCCGCAUCGUCCGCGCCGAAGUCAAGCUAAACCCACUCAUAGAACCCGUCCCAGACACCGGGCCCGAACGCGCCUUCCUCAAAUGGAACAUGCUCUUCCACACCUCACUAGUCCAACGAUCCACGGACCCCGCACACGUCUCCUGGUCCAACGGACGAAACGCACCAGCCACAUUCCCCCGCGUUUCCUCGAUGCGCAUCAUCUCGGAGGUUUAUCCGUGGAUGAUCGAGGUGCGCGCACAGACGGAGGGGACGGGCGUGACGUGUGGAGAAGUUAUUGAGGCCAUUUAUCAUGACAUGCAGAGGUUGACGCAGAAAGAGGACUAUGAUCGUUUGUCUGCGCCUCAAAAACGGAGCUUGGCAGAUGCGUAUAGGCAUAAUCGGUCCCGGACGAAUGGCGUGCCUGGUGGAACGCUAGGCGAAGGGAUGAAAAGGCUUGACUUUUUGAGGGAUAAGGUUACGUUUGGGGGUAUAGAAAACAACGAAGCGGUUGUGGAGAGGAUAUGUGGGGCACCGCUGCCGUGCACUUUUGUGUUGAGGUGUCAGCAUAUGUUCCCGAUGACGCAGCAGGAGGCGAGGGAUCAUGCUGCGAGGCAGCAGCAGAGGGCGAGGAGUCAUUCUGGGAAUUUGAGUGCUCAUGGGAGUCCGAAUCCGGCUGUCGUUACGUGGUUGUGGGCUGGCGGGUACUGUCAGCCUUCGCGUCUUGUCGGUCUUGAGGAUAGACGACUCCCAAGUAAGGACAAUCUCGAGGAGGCUAGACUCAAGAAACAGGAACCCCUAGUAGUACCUGAAGAAAGCCUUGUUGACUGCGUUUUCUUAGGGGGCCAUCUCUCAACCAUUGCCGUCAAAUUGCUCUCGACUCUCAGUGCACUUCAUACAAAGGAUUAUGUAAGGGAGCUCGACUUGUGGUCACGACAACUUGAAGUUUCUAUCUUUAACCCAUUCCUCAUGUCCGAAUUCAACAACCUUUUCAACGAGCUCAAGCCAUCGGGCGAAGGCGAGAAAAUUCCCAACGAUUCUGAUGUAACAUUAGCACCCAUCCCCGAAAACAUCCUCGCUUUCAGGACAAUCACUACGCUGCUCGCCCAGCUUCCACGCGCAACACAACUCAAGCGUAUCGAUUACUUGGACGAUCACAUACAGAGCAGGUCUAAGCGCCGAAUACUCAAGAUAUCUGAUGCCUUUGCUCAUCUAGCCGCUGCUGAACAUGGUGUUACUGCAGUGACAACGAAUCUUAUUGGCAGAUCUUGGCUGCCACUAAUGGACCACACCGUCAUUAAACGACCAUCUCUGGAUAUUGUGCAAGAUUCUUAA